Dunckerocampus dactyliophorus (ringed pipefish) is the source of this 1936-nucleotide messenger RNA. It is a transcript of the gene gemin8, whose product is annotated as gem (nuclear organelle) associated protein 8. The transcript has 3 exons. Lineage: Eukaryota; Metazoa; Chordata; Actinopteri; Syngnathiformes; Syngnathidae. Bases 181 to 750 code for a protein of 189 amino acids. Gene Ontology annotation, cellular component: SMN complex. Gene Ontology annotation, biological process: spliceosomal snRNP assembly. The record is from RefSeq and is a predicted model, not a curated record.
ACUUGCGACAUUUAGCCUUAAUGCCGUUCUUCCUUCGGUUGUUGUUUAUAUUUUUCCAUGCAUUCUCCCCCCCCACCGCUGUCAGCAGAUAGACAUGCUAAGUGCAGCGGAGGCACCCAUUUCGUGGUUGUGUAAAUGAACUCCUGAUAACUCUCAAUACAUGAGGACGUAAGCACUCAGAUGUCCUGGUUUUCCAGCCCCGUGUACAGCCGAUACUGGCAGCACUACCAGCGGGCUAUGGCCUGGCAUCAGAGGCACAGGCGAGCUUACCAGAAGGCCCUAGAGGCUGCUUACGGCCCCAUCUACUGCCAGCGGCCGCGUCCCGGAGGCCGAGAGCGCUACGCCGACUGGCAUGCCAGCAAAAGUGACAGCGAAGAAGAGGAAGAGAGCAGCUCAGACGGCGAGAUUGAAUGCGACGUCAGCAACAUGGAGAUCAGCGAGGAGCUUCGGCAGUACUUCGCCCAGACAGAGAAACACCGAGAGGAGUUAAGGAUGCAGCAGCAAAUUGAGGCCGAGCAACACGACAGCUACGUACCGGCCGACCGCGACCUGCGCGGCGCCUCCUGGCGCACCAGCGCGGCCCCACCCUCUGAGCGGCCAGGCGAGAGGCGCGGGGCUGAGAUGAAGAAGCUGUAUGGCGAGGAUGCCGCCAAGAUCCUGGCCAUGGAGGCGGCGAUGCAACUCACGUUUGAUCGAAACUGUGACCUCAAGCAGCCCAAAUACUGGCCCGUCAUCCCUCUCAAACUGUAGCAGUUCUUCUGUCAGGCAGGCUUUUAGGUAGUGGGGGGAAAACGCCCGCACUGCCUCAUGAGAUGUUUCUCUCAGGUGAUGAUGUUAAGAAAAGAUGAGUGAUGAAGGCCCACAAGUGCCUGCCUGCAUGUUUCCCCUGAUCUGUUUUUGUUUGCGCCCCCCAGCUGGCUCACGUUUCAUGGUGCAGUAGUUCCUCUAAUGCCUGUCAGCUCAGUUCAAAUGCACAAGAAGUCGUCCUGCAUGGCUGCCUCCCAAAAUCCACAUUUAAACAAGCGCCAGCAGCGGCAGCGCCUUGUCGCGUCUCUGGAGCGUCUCUAAACGAGGACGUACACUUCAACUAUCUGCCUUUGAACUUGACUUGUCUUGCUAAUAAAGUCAGCGUUCGACUUGCAGCUGUUUUACUGCUAUGUUGCCAGACGUUCCUUCCAAGAAUGAUGGAACAAAUCAAGUCCAAAGCGUUCCUAUUUUAUGUGUGAGCACCAGGGAGGAUCGGAUCGGCUGCCGAUCCUCUGCGUUUUGAAGAUCGGGCCACGAGAUCGUGCUGAUCCCGUUGCCAUGUCGCGUUCUUAACUCCGUGUGGUAACGUACUGUGGUGAAGUUACUUUUCCUUAAAGGGAUAUUUGGCUUCGUAGCUACAGCGGCGGCGCUUCCCCCUCACUGUGCCCGGACUGCUGUGUCAUGGUGCGGGGAGCUCACCCGUGAAGUGCCGCCGUACGGUGGCGGAGCUACGUGGCGGCCACCACAAUGAACUGUUCAUUGUCAUGGAAGUCAAUCAUAACAACAGAGCGGUACCCCGCUUUUCAUUCAAAGCGCCAACAAAGAAGGAUUUUUCCCCUGAAACUGAAGUCAAUCCAAUGAAUCCUUUCCAGACACCCACAAAUAUGAACAAAAGAUACCUUUGAUAGAGAAUAAUCAUAGUUUUACAUGCAGAAACAAUGUGAAACAGUUCUAAACGACUAAUGAAAUGAACAUUUAAGGUCGCUGUCAGCGUACUAUUGCCAGAUUUGGUGUUGGGGAUGUGAUCCAAGAUGGCUGACGAAACACGAAAUACGCAUCAACCUAUUGCCUCCCCAUGUGAGUCAUGGUCUCACCUUGGACACCCCAAUGAAACGUUUCUGACACCGUCACUGCCGCCGUAACCGCUGGUUUGUGCUAGGGACCGUCAAUAAAUUACUAUUGCAUUGAA